GUGGGGGGCCUUGUAUCAUAUAAUAGUGUUAACACAGAGAAAAGAAGAGAGAGAGAGAGAGAGAGAGAGAUGGUGAACUGGGUUGAAGCACAGAAGCCUCUCUUGCACUUUCUUGUGAAGAAGGCGGGCCUGCGACAGCAGACCGUCGAGAUCGAGCCCGGCACGGUCAUGAGCUUCUGGGUACCAAAAGAGAAGUAUGACAAGAAGAAGAACCCCAGCAAAGAAGUGGUGGUACCGGAAGGAAGGAGCAACGAAAGCCAUUUUAACACUAAUGGCGACAAGAAGAAGGAUAAGAAGAAGGGAGAGAAGAAAGAGAAGCCGGCAGUGGUGCUCGUGCAUGGCUUUGCGGCGGAGGGGAUCGUAACAUGGCAGUUCCAGGUCGGAUCCCUAACUAGUCAGUAUGCCGUCUACGUGCCGGACCUGCUCUUCUUCGGUGGGUCGGCGACAGGAUCGGCAGACCGCUCCCCGGAGUUCCAAGCACAGUGUCUCCUUGCAGCGCUCGGCCGGCUUGGGGUGGAAAGAUUCACCGCGGUUGGAUUCAGCUAUGGAGGAAUGGUGGCGUUCAAGAUGGCCGAGAUGCGGCCGGACCUAGUGCAUUCGCUCGUCGUGUCGGGCUCGGUCGUCACCAUGACCGACUCGAUCAGCGGCGAGACACUCAACAGGCUCGGCUUCUCGUCGUCAGCCGAGUUACUCCUCCCGGAGUCCGUCAAGGGCCUCAAGGCCCUCCUCUCGGUGGCCACCCACAAGAAGUUGUGGUUCCCAGACAGACUCCACAAGGACUACCUUAAGGUGAUGUUCAACAAUAGGAAGGAGAGGAAAGAGUUGCUGGAGGGGUUGCUGAACAGCAAUAAAGAUGCAAAGGUCCCAGUCUUGUCUCAGAGGAUACUUUUACUGUGGGGAGAGAAGGACAACAUAUUUAACAUGGAUCUUGCGAGGAAUGCGAAGGAAAAACAGAAUCAAUUACAAAAACCCAUAGCAACUGGGGGAGAAGGCGACGCUGCACGCCAUAAGGAAAGCUGGCCACCUUGUUCACCUGGAGAGGCCCUGUGUUUAUAAUCGCUGCCUCAAGCAAUUCCUUGCCCUUGUCCAUGCCCAAGAGUGAUCAGAUUCACAAUAUUUUUAUGUUCCAUUUCAAGAUUGUGAACUUGCAUUACAUUUUAUUUGACUAAUCCUCUGGAAAUUGAAUAAAGUAUGAAGACAUCUUAAUUUCAA
Molecule: messenger RNA, 1212 nt
Organism: Phoenix dactylifera (date palm)
Lineage: Eukaryota; Viridiplantae; Streptophyta; Magnoliopsida; Arecales; Arecaceae
Source: RefSeq, a predicted model, not a curated record